AUGAGCUCUCAAAUCUGCAGAUCUGCUUCCAAAGCAGCCAGGUCUCUUCUCUCUUCAGCUAAGAAUGCUCGUCUCUUCUCCGAAGGACGAGCCAUUGGUGCAGCUGUUUCUGCAUCUGGAAAGAUUCCUUUGUAUGCAUCUAACUUUGCAAGAUCAUCAGGUUCUUCUGGCUUCGCCUCGAAGAGCUGGAUCACCGGACUCCUAGCUCUUCCCGCUGCAGCCUUUAUGCUUCAAGAUCAAGAUGUUCUUGCUGCUGAGAUGGAACGCACCUUCAUUGCUAUCAAGCCUGAUGGAGUGCAACGAGGACUGAUAUCAGAAAUCAUUUCUCGAUUCGAACGCAAGGGCUUCAAGCUUGUUGGUAUCAAAGUCGUUUCUCCUUCCAAAGAUUUUGCACAAAAGCAUUACCAUGAUCUUAAGGAGAGACCUUUCUUCAAUGGCUUGUGUGAUUUCCUUAGCUCUGGUCCUGUUAUUGCCAUGGUCUGGGAAGGAGAAGGAGUGAUCAGAUACGGACGUAAACUUAUUGGAGCAACUGAUCCUCAGAAGUCUGAGCCCGGGACAAUCCGAGGAGAUCUUGCAGUUAGUGUUGGGAGGAACAUAAUCCAUGGAAGUGAUGGACCAGAGACUGCAAAGGAUGAGAUCAAUCUGUGGUUUAAGCCACAAGAACUUGUUUCUUACACCAGUAACGCUGAGAAGUGGAUCUAUGGCGACAACUAA
This is a messenger RNA of Arabis nemorensis, 714 nucleotides long. The record is from the annotation of a GenBank genome assembly. Lineage: Eukaryota; Viridiplantae; Streptophyta; Magnoliopsida; Brassicales; Brassicaceae.